AUGUGUUCACUGAAUGAAAUUUGUGGAAAGACAGACAGAGAUCACCAAAUAACUUUUAUUGGAAACUGUCAAAUGAUCGUAUCUACAAAUGCUAUAAAGGAAACACAAACGGUACAAACAGAGCCGUUGGAUUUAUCGGUGCGGAAAGUGAGUGAGGAACGAAUACAAUUACAGAAUUUAUCAAUUAAUGAAACAAAUAAAGGACAAACGGAAAGUUUCUCACAAUCAUCGCAUUCGAGUGUUCAUAAGAAGACUCAUACUGUUGUACGAUAUGCAAUCAGUUUCUCUCAAUCACCGCAUUUGACAGAUCAUGUGAGAACUCAUAUUGGUGAAAAGCCACACAGUUGUACGAUAUGCGGGGAAAGUUUCGUUAAAUCAUCGGAUUUGAGCAGACAUAAAAGAACUUACGCCGGUGAAAAGACGUGCAGUUGUACGAUGUGCAGGAAACUUUUUGAUCAAAGCGAUAGUUUGAAAGAGCAUGAAAACUCACAACAAUAUGCUUUUUAA
This is a messenger RNA of Cercopithifilaria johnstoni, 507 nucleotides long. The record is from the annotation of a GenBank genome assembly. NCBI's taxonomy places the organism in Eukaryota, Metazoa, Nematoda, Chromadorea, Rhabditida, Onchocercidae.